Messenger RNA from Lasiodiplodia theobromae, 1893 nucleotides. RefSeq names its product Sorting nexin-41. Gene Ontology annotation, molecular function: phosphatidylinositol binding. Bases 1 to 1893 code for a protein of 630 amino acids. The record is from RefSeq and is a predicted model, not a curated record. Lineage: Eukaryota; Fungi; Ascomycota; Dothideomycetes; Botryosphaeriales; Botryosphaeriaceae. The transcript is spliced from 6 exons. Gene Ontology annotation, biological process: retrograde transport, endosome to Golgi.
AUGUGGGACGACGAGGAUAACAACCCGUACGGCUCGUUUGAGCGCCAUGAUUCUUCGCCCUCGCAGGUCGGCCAUUUCGGCUCCCCCGGCGGAUUUCGGCCGAUGACCCCGCCGUCUGAGGCGUCGUCCCCGCCCUUCGGCUCGCCAGAAUACAUUACCCACCGUAGAGACCUUAGCGAUGUUGAGUACGACGAUGAGCCUCAACAGCCCCAGCGCAUCGAGCCCAAGAAGGGUGGCUAUGACAGCCGCAUUGAACAAAUCCUCUAUGAGAACCCGCAGCUGCCUAUUCUCAUUACCGAUGCCGGCAAGAGUGCAGAAGGCGGGGGCAAAUACAUUGUCUACGCCAUUAGGACUGGGGAUCUAGAGGUCCGCCGGAGGUACUCUGAGUUCGCGUCUCUGCGCAACACGCUCGUCAACCUCCACCCGACUCUUAUUAUCCCUCCGAUUCCAGAAAAGCACACCACCGCCGACUAUGUUGCCAAGCCCAUGAAGGCAAAGGAAGACAUUGGAAUUAUAGAGCUGCGCAAACGUAUGCUAGCUGUCUUCCUGAACCGGUGCAGGCGGAUGCAGGAAGUCCGUGAGGAUGGCGUUUGGUGGAGGUUCCUGGACCCCAACGUUAGCUGGAGCGAGGUUCUCCACUCCCAUCCGGUGGCGUCGCUCCCUUCGAACAAGCUUAAGGCACCCCCGCUCGAUGCCGCAAACCCAACCCCAGGCCACCAUUAUCUUCCUGUGCCGGCUGCUUCUGCCAGGCUCAGAUCGAGCGGAAAUUCUACGUCGGGAACGCCCAACUCGCCGCCGCAACACCAGUCGCAGCCUUCUACUGCAGCACACACGAUACCGGGACCGCAGGUUUUCGGUCGCUUCCCUCCCACGUCACAGAGUCUAUCCGAGGAAGAGCUCGAUCCUUACUUUGUCAAUUUCGAAGCAUCUUCGAAGGAAUUGGAGCAGUUACUGCAAGGAAGCAUGGAGAAAGUUAACCGUCGGGCGCUCGCUCACCUUAAUUCGUGGGGAAGCGAUAUGGCGGAAUUGGGAGCGCGGUACAAUGCUUUUGCGUUGAACGAGCAGUCACGUACUCUGUCGCAAGCCAUUGAAAAGAUGGGCCAGGCUGUCGAUUCCACUUACAUCCAAACUUGUGAGCUUUCGUCUGCGUUGAGUGCAGGCUUUGCGGAACCAAUGAGGGAGAGCGCUCAGUUUGCCGGAAUCGUCCGGGACGUACUCAGAUACCGCAUUCUCAAACGUGUGCAGGAAGAGAUGACCAAGGACGAGCUGGACAGGAAGAGACAUCUACUUCAGUCACUGGAGCAGAGCGAAGCCGAAGCUAAAAGGAUAGAGCAGUAUCUGAACCAGACUGGGGGUCCACCGCCGAGGAGAUCCAACUCUACUGCUUCCCAACGCAGCAACAGCGAUCCCCCACGACCCGAGGAAGAUGCGGCAUCUAUCGACUCUGACUUCCCGCCUACUCAUGGCGAAUCGCACUCGCCACCUUCAGCGGCGCAAGGUCAGCCCCAGCGAUCCGAGCCAUCAUCGCCGGUUCACAGAAAGACUGCAAGCGGGAACUUUGUGACCUCGAAGAUCUUUGGCCGGGUCAGCCAUGCUUUCCAUGGUAUCGUUGACGUAGACCCGGAGAGAACGCGUAGGGACCAGAUUGGCAAGACGAGGGAGAGCAUAACUCAGCUUGAACAAGCAUUGGAAGUAGCGGAGAAGGAUGUCAAGGAUGCCAGCAUAGGUGUGUUGAAGGAUCUCAAGAGAUUCCAGGGUGAAAAGGAGGAAGAUCUCAGACGUUAUAUGAUUGCCUUCGCUAAGUGCCACAUCGAGUGGGCGAAGAGAAACCAGGCCUCAUGGGAAGAGGCCAAGGCGGAGAUUCAAAACAUUCAGGCGGCUCCUACAGAGUGA